AUGACGCGCUUUACCACAGCGGCCAUAGAGAUCCCUGACCUCAAUCCAGAAGUACAAUUUCACGCAUUAAAAAAUGGUCUCCGACUUGGAAAAUUCCAGGAAGCAAUAGCUAUAGUGAAGCCAAAAACAUUGGAGGAAUUUAGAGAAAAAGCAACGGGGGAUAUUGAAAUCGAGGAACUGUGUGAAGCUCGGAAAAAUGAAAAGCCUCCAUCCCGGAAGGAGGAAGAAAAACCUCACAGGUCCCAAAAUAAAGAUUCCAAAAAGUCUUUCAAACUAACUCCGAAGUUUGACUCAUAUGCUAGGUUUAACACCAAAAGAGAGGACAUCAUCAAAGAGAUAUUGCACAACAAACUAAUAAAGCCACCAAGCAAAGUAGGAACAUACCAGGAUCAGAAGUAUGUCGAUAGGAGCAAACACUGUGCAUUCAACCAUAAAUUUGGUCACACCACUGACGAAUGCGUGGUUGCUAAAGACUUGCUGGAAAGGUUAGCGAGGCAGGGCCUACUGGACAAAUAUGUCACUUCCAAAACCCAAAAAAAACCAACCAGGAACACUGACAGACUGAGCUAUAGCUCGGAUCACAAAGAAAAAGGGGCUUGGCAAGGACACGUCGAAACCCCCGCCCCUAAAGAGGUAAUAAACUACAUUUCAGGUGGUUUUGCAGGUGGAGGAACAACUACCUCAGCCAGGAAGAGAAGUUACCGAGCUAUGAUGACGAUGGAAGGAUCUCGCCCAGACUAUCAUGUCUCGGUCCCAACUCCCCAAAUUGCAUUUAGCAAUGCUGACCUCAAGUCACCCUGCCCGAAUUUUGAUGACCCGGUGGUGAUCUCAGUCUAA
Messenger RNA from Arachis stenosperma, 837 nucleotides. RefSeq lists its product as uncharacterized. Bases 1 to 837 code for a protein of 278 amino acids. The transcript has a single exon. NCBI's taxonomy places the organism in Eukaryota, Viridiplantae, Streptophyta, Magnoliopsida, Fabales, Fabaceae. The record is from RefSeq and is a predicted model, not a curated record.